This is a messenger RNA of Trichoderma citrinoviride, 819 nucleotides long. RefSeq lists its product as hypothetical. The coding region runs from base 1 to 819 and encodes 272 amino acids. The transcript is spliced from 2 exons. The record is from RefSeq and is a predicted model, not a curated record. Lineage: Eukaryota; Fungi; Ascomycota; Sordariomycetes; Hypocreales; Hypocreaceae.
AUGCAGUCCAUCAUCUCCGCUUUACCUCUCUUCACCCCAAGCAAGCGGGCCAGAGCCUCACCACGGGUUUCACUUGGAACCUCUCCCAGCAUUGCAGGCCCAGACUCACCGCGGCUGAAAAAGACUACUCCUGGGUCGACAAAACGACGGUCGCUUGCCAGGAGAUUGACGAGCGACGAGACUCUGCAGAAGGAGUAUGAAGACAGUGGUGAAGCUUACCAGGCGAAUGACACAGUGGGAGACUCGGUGCAGCUGGAACAACAUGAGGUGGUGUCGGCAUCGACGCCUCGCGCGGCAACCAGCGCGAUGAAUGUGGUAGCAACAUCCUCGGCAAGGCCGCCAAUGCGGACUGGACGCAUCUCAGAGAUUCUGUGUCGGGCUGACAUAGGAACGGAGGAGACUGAGGAGCCGCAACUGGACGAAGAGGCUGGGGCAGCCGAUAAAGCGGAAGAAGUAUACGGCUUUGAAGGCUUCGUCGGAUAUCGCUGGGUCGGUCACUCCAUCGAGAUCCAGGUGAAAUGGGACAGCGGCGAAACCACCUGGGAGCCCGAGGCGAAUCUGCACCACGAUUGCCCCGAGGCCCUCUUUGAGUACUGGCGCACACAUCGGGGCCGGCUCAAGAACCCGGCAGACCCGGAGAUGUACGAGGUCUUUUCCAUUCUCAAGCACAACAAGAUCCGGAGCAAACUGCUGGUCGAGUGGACUGGGUUUGAGCGUUCAGAGGCAACAUGGGUGCCGCGCAAAAUCGUCGAGGAGACGGCAAAGGAUGUCGUUGAUGCCUACUUUGAUGGCGCCAAGACGAAGAGUAGGAAGAAGUGA